Ambispora gerdemannii is the source of this 1509-nucleotide messenger RNA. The record is from the annotation of a GenBank genome assembly. NCBI's taxonomy places the organism in Eukaryota, Fungi, Glomeromycota, Glomeromycetes, Archaeosporales, Ambisporaceae.
AUGGCUCUUUCUCGAAAACUUGCAGCAGCCAGCAUCAAUCGCACACCAAUAAUCGCACCCUACACUGUGACUGCAAUUAGGAGACUCUUCGAGAUCUCAAACGGUGUUCGAGCAGAGCAACACCAGAUUAUUCCAUCACCGAGUUGGGCUACUGGAACAAAUAGACGCUCUGAUGGUUCUUUACUUUCUAAAACCGUCAUAAAUGUUUCACCCUUGAUCCAAAAACGCUUUUCAUCUUCCGGUCCAAGCGUAGUGGACACUUCUAAAUCAACCAUAGUCCCCGAUUUUUCCAAAUACAAAAAAUAUCCUAGCGGUGACUACUCUAGCCGGACCUUCACUUAUCUAAUGGUCGGCGCGACUGGUGCACUGACCGCUGCCAGUGCCAAAGCAACGGUCACCGAUUUCCUAGUAAACCUGUCUGCAGCGUCAGAUGUAUUAGCGAUGGCAAAAAUCGAGGUUGACUUGAGCAAGAUCCCCGAAGGAAAGAAUGUCACAGUCAAGUGGCGUGGAAAGCCGAUAUUUAUAAGACAUAGAACACCAGAUGAGAUCGCGGAAGCGAAUAGUGUCGCUUUGGGUGAAUUGAAAGAUCCACAGGCUGAUGCUGAUAGAACAAAGAAACCUGAGUGGCUUAUUAUGCUGGGUGUCUGUACUCAUCUAGGAUGUGUACCAAUUGGAGAAGCUGGUGAUUUUGGCGGUUGGUAUUGCCCAUGUCACGGAUCCCACUACGAUAUAUCUGGACGUGUCAGGAAAGGCCCGGCACCUUUAAAUCUAGAAGUUCCUCCUCACGAUUUCCCUGAAGAUCAACUACUUGACGCUUUGGAGCUUGUACAAUGUAUAUACGAAAAGAUAUAUAAAGCGCGGAUAAAGCCAACCACUGCACUAAAUCUAAUAACUAAUGAACAGCAGUAUUUUCUUACCACAACUGAUGAAAUUCUUGAUCAAAUACUUGGUGGUGGAAUAUUAUCACGCGGGAUAACGGAGAUUGUAGGUGAGAGUGCAGUCGGUAAAACACAGUUAUGUUUACAAUUAUGCUUGGCUGCUCAAUUACCAAAAGAAUUGGGAGGUUUAGGAGGAGGCGCAGUAUACCUACAUAGUGAUGGCAUUUUUCCUACACGGCGUUUCUACCAACUAAUCAAUAGAUUUACCCGAGAUUAUGAAUUCCUGAGUGAUCUUGAUCUUGGCGAGAACGUUUAUUGCGCAACAAUGUUGGAUUUGAAAACCCUGUUUGACAUGGUCAAUUGUCAAUUACCGCAUCUACUCAAAUUCAAUAAUAUUCGACUGGUGGUCAUUGAUUCGAUCGCAUCAAAUUUUCGUGGAGGAUUCAGUAAUCCUUCAGGCCUGCAUCAACGCGCAAAGAUAAUAUUGACGAGACCUGAAAGAAGAAUAAGUAGUAGUCGAACUAUUCUGCGUCGCAAAAUUUCAAUUUUAUUCUCACCAUAUGCUCCACAAAAUUCUGGUGAAUAUUAUAUCGACGAGAAUGGCAUGCAUGGAUUGAGAUCUAAUGAUUGA